UCUCCGAUCUCGUGUCUGUUUCUCUUUCUCUCUCCCUCUCUUGCGCUGUCCCUCAUUCAUGCACUCUUCCAUCUUUUUGCCAUUGUGCCAGCUCAAUUUAAAUGUAUCUGCUCUGUAUCUGUUCAAGUGGAGAUAAUCCAUGCAAAUCAGGAGCCGUGGCUCUCAAUGCCUGGUUCACAGAGAGGACUCAGCUUGAGGAGGUCACUCGUUCACAGCCGCUCCUCCCAUUAUAUUUUUCCCCUUAUUGCAGAACUGCUGUAUGUAUACAGUGACUGAAAGGACUCAAUUUACUGCAACUGCUGCCUGGCUUUACUUACAACUUUUUUUUUAUAAAGGAACUUACCUCCAUCUGCCUUUUCAAGUUUCAGGGUAGAAAGGCUCCCUUUAACUCCUGAAGACAGUAAAUCACAGUCUGUGUGGUGGUUCUCAGAAGACACUUAAAGGACUGAACUGGAUGCUCUACAUAGCACCCUUGCCAAAAGGGUUCGGAAAUGACUUCCAGCUUCCCACAGUAAUAAAAUGGCACUGUUUGGCAUCUUCGAGGUUACAGACCACUUACUCUAAACUUCACAAAUGGUUCUGAAGAGUAUGGAGCCUACGUAGACUCAUAAGAGCCCAGUGUUUCCAAAGGACAUUAAUUUUGAUUUCUCUGAUGAAGGCUUGUGGCUGUCCUUAUGCUUUACAAAACAUUACCAAAUCAGAGCCGAAAAGAAAACUGGUAUUUAUGGCACAAUGAAAAAUUUCAUCUUUCCCAGAAUGAUAUGAAGAUCAAUGAUGCAGACUGCUGGUUUUGAUGAAGCUGGGCAUUUAUAACUAGAUUCAUUAAGGAAUACAAAGAAAAUAUUUAAAGAGAUCAAUAAUGGUGUCUUCUGGUUGCAGAAUGCGAAGUCUGUGGUUUAUCAUUGUAAUCAGCUUCUUACCGAAUACAGAAGGUUUCAGCAGAGCAGCUUUACCAUUUGGGCUGGUGAGGCGAGAAUUAUCCUGUGAAGGUUAUUCUAUAGAUCUGCGGUGCCCGGGCAGUGAUGUCAUCAUGAUUGAGAGCGCUAACUAUGGUCGGACGGAUGACAAGAUUUGUGAUGCUGACCCAUUUCAGAUGGAGAAUACAGACUGCUACCUCCCCGAUGCCUUCAAAAUUAUGACUCAAAGGUGCAACAAUCGAACACAGUGUAUAGUAGUUACUGGGUCAGAUGUGUUUCCUGAUCCAUGUCCUGGAACAUACAAAUACCUUGAAGUCCAGUAUGAGUGUGUCCCUUACAUGGAGCAAAAAGUUUUUGUGUGUCCUGGGACCUUGAAAGCAAUUGUGGACUCACCAUGUAUAUAUGAAGCUGAACAAAAGGCAGGUGCUUGGUGCAAGGACCCUCUUCAGGCUGCAGAUAAAAUUUAUUUCAUGCCCUGGACUCCCUAUCGUACCGAUACUUUAAUAGAAUAUGCUUCUUUAGAAGAUUUCCAAAAUAGUCGCCAAACAACAACGUAUAAACUUCCAAAUCGAGUAGAUGGUACUGGAUUUGUGGUAUAUGAUGGUGCUGUCUUCUUUAACAAAGAAAGAACAAGGAAUAUUGUAAAAUUUGACUUGAGGACUAGAAUUAAAAGUGGCGAGGCCAUAAUUAACUAUGCCAACUACCAUGAUACCUCCCCAUACAGGUGGGGGGGAAAGACUGAUAUCGACCUAGCAGUUGAUGAAAAUGGCUUGUGGGUCAUUUAUGCCACUGAACAGAACAAUGGAAUGAUAGUUAUUAGCCAGCUGAAUCCAUACACUCUUCGAUUCGAAGCAACGUGGGAGACUGUAUACGACAAACGUGCCGCAUCAAACGCUUUUAUGAUAUGUGGAGUCCUCUAUGUGGUUAGGUCAGUUUAUCAAGACAAUGAAAGUGAAACAGGCAAGAACGCAAUUGAUUACAUUUAUAAUACCCGAUUAAACCGAGGAGAAUAUGUAGAUGUUCCCUUCCCCAACCAGUAUCAGUAUAUUGCUGCAGUGGAUUACAAUCCAAGAGAUAACCAACUUUACGUGUGGAACAAUAACUUCAUUUUACGGUAUUCUCUGGAGUUUGGUCCACCUGAUCCUGCCCAAGUGCCUACCACAGCUGUGACAAUAACUUCUUCAGCUGAGCUGUUCAAAACCACAAUAUCAACCACAAGCACUACUUCACAGAAAGGCCCCAUGAGCACAACUGUAGCUGGAUCACAGGAAGGAAGCAAAGGGACAAAACCACCUCCAGCAGUUUCUACAACCAAAAUUCCACCUGUAACAAAUAUUUUUCCCCUGCCAGAGAGAUUCUGUGAAGCGUUAGACUCCAAGGGGAUAAAGUGGCCUCAGACACAAAGGGGGAUGAUGGUUGAACGACCAUGCCCUAAGGGAACAAGAGGAACUGCCUCGUAUCUCUGCAUGGUUUCCACUGGAACAUGGAACCCUAAGGGCCCCGAUCUUAGCAACUGUACCUCACACUGGGUGAAUCAGCUGGCUCAGAAGAUCAGAAGUGGAGAAAAUGCUGCUAGUCUUGCCAAUGAACUGGCAAAACAUACCAAAGGGCCAGUGUUUGCUGGGGAUGUAAGUUCUUCAGUGAGAUUGAUGGAGCAGUUGGUGGAUAUCCUUGAUGCGCAGCUGCAGGAACUGAAACCUAGUGAAAAAGAUUCAGCAGGACGGAGUUAUAACAAGCUCCAAAAACGAGAGAAGACAUGCAGGGCUUACCUUAAGGCAAUUGUUGACACAGUGGACAACCUUCUGAGACCUGAAGCUUUGGAAUCAUGGAAACAUAUGAAUUCUUCUGAACAAGCACAUACUGCAACAAUGUUACUCGAUACAUUGGAAGAAGGAGCUUUUGUCCUAGCUGACAAUCUUUUAGAACCAACAAGGGUCUCAAUGCCCACAGAAAAUAUUGUCCUGGAAGUUGCCGUACUCAGUACAGAAGGACAGAUCCAAGACUUUAAAUUUCCUCUGGGCAUCAAAGGAGCAGGCAGCUCAAUCCAGCUCUCUGCAAAUACCGUCAAACAGAACAGCAGGAAUGGGCUUGCAAAGUUGGUGUUCAUCAUUUACCGGAGUCUGGGACAGUUCCUUAGUACAGAAAAUGCAACCAUUAAACUGGGUGCUGACUUUCUUGGUCGUAAUAGCACCAUUGCAGUGAAUUCUCACGUCAUUUCAGUUUCCAUCAAUAAAGAGUCCAGCCGAGUAUACCUGACUGAUCCUGUGCUUUUUACCCUGCCACACAUUGAUCCUGACAAUUAUUUCAAUGCAAACUGCUCCUUCUGGAACUACUCAGAGAGAACUAUGAUGGGAUAUUGGUCUACCCAGGGCUGCAAGCUGGUUGACACUAAUAAAACUCGAACAACGUGUUCAUGCAGCCACCUAACCAAUUUUGCAAUUCUCAUGGCCCACAGGGAAAUUGCAUAUAAAGAUGGAGUUCAUGAAUUACUUCUUACAGUCAUCACCUGGGUGGGAAUUGUCAUUUCCCUUGUUUGCCUGGCUAUCUGCAUCUUCACCUUUUGCUUUUUCCGUGGCCUACAGAGCGACCGAAAUACUAUUCACAAGAACCUUUGUAUCAACCUUUUCAUUGCUGAAUUUAUUUUCCUAAUAGGCAUUGAUAAGACAAAAUAUGCGAUUGCAUGCCCAAUAUUUGCAGGACUUCUACACUUUUUCUUUUUGGCAGCUUUUGCUUGGAUGUGCCUAGAAGGUGUGCAGCUAUAUCUAAUGUUAGUUGAAGUUUUUGAAAGUGAAUAUUCAAGGAAAAAAUAUUACUAUGUUGCUGGUUACUUGUUUCCUGCCACAGUGGUUGGAGUUUCAGCUGCUAUUGACUAUAAGAGCUAUGGAACAGAAAAAGCUUGCUGGCUUCAUGUUGAUAACUACUUUAUAUGGAGCUUCAUUGGACCUGUUACUUUCAUUAUUCUGCUAAAUAUUGUCUUCCUGGUGAUCACAUUAUGCAAAAUGGUGAAGCAUUCAAACACUUUGAAACCAGAUUCUAGCAGGUUGGAAAACAUUAAGUCUUGGGUGCUUGGCGCUUUUGCUCUUCUGUGUCUUCUUGGCCUCACCUGGUCAUUUGGGUUGCUUUUUAUUAACGAGGAGACUGUUGUGAUGGCAUAUCUCUUCACCAUAUUUAAUGCUUUCCAGGGAGUGUUCAUUUUCAUCUUUCACUGUGCUCUCCAAAAGAAAGUACGAAAAGAAUAUGGCAAGUGCUUCAGACAUUCAUACUGCUGUGGAGGCCUCCCAACUGAGAGUCCCCACAGUUCAGUGAAGGCAUCAACCACCAGAACCAGUGCUCGGUAUUCCUCUGGCACACAGAGUCGUAUAAGAAGAAUGUGGAAUGAUACUGUGAGAAAACAGUCUGAAUCUUCUUUUAUCUCAGGUGACAUCAAUAGCACUUCAACACUUAAUCAAGGAAUGACUGGCAAUUACCUACUAACAAACCCUCUUCUUCGACCCCACGGCACUAACAACCCCUAUAACACAUUGCUCGCUGAAACAGUUGUAUGUAAUGCCCCUUCAGCUCCUGUAUUUAACUCACCAGCUACUCUUAGGCCAGAUAGCCUGAGCAGACAGACAUGAUGUGAGUUGUCCAAAGACAUUCACUGAACAAUGCCAGGGAUACAAGUGCCAUGGAUACUCUACCGCUAAAUGGUAAUUUUAACAACAGCUACUCGCUGCGCAAGGGUGACUAUAGUGACAGCGUGCAAGUUGUGGACUGUGGACUAAGUCUGAAUGAUACUGCUUUUGAGAAAAUGAUCAUUUCAGAAUUAGUGCACAACAACUUACGGGGCAGCAGCAAGACUCACAACCUCGAGCUCACGUUACCAGUCAAACCUGUGAUUGGAGGUAGCAGCAGUGAAGAUGAUGCUAUUGUGGCAGAUGCUUCAUCUUUAAUGCACAGUGACAACCCAGGGCUGGAGCUCCAUCACAAAGAACUCGAGGCACCGCUUAUUCCUCAGCGGACUCACUCCCUUCUGUACCAACCCCAGAAGAAAGUGAAGUCUGAGGGAACUGACAGCUAUGUCUCCCAGCUGACAGCAGAGGCUGAAGAUCACCUACAGUCCCCCAACAGAGACUCUCUUUAUACAAGCAUGCCCAACCUUAGAGACUCUCCCUAUCCGGAGAGCAGCCCUGACAUGGAAGAAGACCUCUCUCCCUCCAGGAGGAGUGAGAAUGAGGACAUUUACUAUAAAAGCAUGCCAAAUCUUGGAGCUGGCCAUCAGCUUCAGAUGUGCUACCAGAUCAGCAGGGGCAAUAGUGAUGGUUAUAUAAUCCCAAUUAACAAAGAAGGGUGUAUUCCAGAAGGAGAUGUUAGAGAAGGACAAAUGCAGCUGGUUACAAGUCUUUAAUCGUAGAGCUAAGGAAUUCCAAGGCCACAUGCAAGUAUUAAUAAAUAAAGACUCCAUUGGCCUGAUGCAGCUCACUCAAACUCUGCUUGAAGAGAUGACUCUUGACCUGUGGUUCUCCAGUGUAAAAAAGAUGACUGAACCUUGCAGUUCUGUGAAUUUUUAUAAAACAUACAAAAACUUUGUAUAUACACAGAGUAUACUAAAAUGAAUUAUUUGUUACAAAGAAAAGAGAUGCCAACCAGGUAUUUUAAGAUUCUGCUGCUGUUUAGAGACAUUGUGAAACAAGCAAAACAAAACUUUUCAGCCAUUUUACUGCAGCAGUCUGUGAACUAAUUUGUAAAUAUGGCUGCACCAUUUUUGUAGGCCUGCAUUGUAUUAUAUACAAGACGUAGGCUUUAAAAUCCUGUGGGACAAAUUUACUGUACCUUACUAUUCCUGACAAGACUUGGAAAAGCAGGAGAGAUAUUCUGCAUCAGUUUGCAGUUCACUGCAAAUCUUUUACAUUAAGGCAAAGAUUGAAAACAUGCUUAACCACUAGCAAUCAAGCCACAGGCCUUAUUUCAUAUGUUUCCUCAACUGUACAAUGAACUAUUCUCAUGAAAAAUGGCUAAAGAAAUUAUAUUUUGUUCUAUUGCUAGGGUAAAAUAAAUACAUUUGUGUCCAACUGAAAUAUAAUUGUCAUUAAAAUAAUUUUAAAGAGUGAAGAGAAUAUUGUGAAAAGCUCUUGGUUGCACAUGUUAGGAAAUGUUUUUUCUUACACUUUGUCAUGGUAAGUUCUACCCAUUUUCACUUCUUUUCCACUGUAUACAGUGUUCUGCUUUGACAAGUUAGUCUUUAUUACUUACAUUUAAAUUUCUUAUUGCCAAAAGAACGUGUUUUAUGGGGAGAAAAAAACUCUUCCAAGCCAGUUAUGCCAUGCCUUGCACAGAAGUGGUGAAAUCUAGAAAAGAUUGUGUGUCACCCCUCUGUUCAUUCUUGAACAGAGGGCAAAGAGGGCACUGGGCACUUCUCACAAACUUUCUAGUGAACAAAAGGUGCCUAUUCUUUUUUAAAAAAAUAAAAUAAAACAUAAAUAUUACUCUUCCAUAUUCCUUCUGCCUAUAUUUAGUAAUUAAUUUAUUUUAUGAUAAAAUUCUAAUGAAAUGUAAAUUGUUUCAGCAAAAUUCUGCUUUUCUUUUCAUCCCUUUGUGUAAACCUGUUAAUAAUGAGCCCAUCACUAAUAUCCAGUGUAAAGUUUAACACGGUUUGACAGUAAAUAAAUGUGAAUUUUUUCAAGUAGU
Messenger RNA from Chlorocebus sabaeus (green monkey), 6584 nucleotides. The record is from RefSeq and is a predicted model, not a curated record. NCBI's taxonomy places the organism in Eukaryota, Metazoa, Chordata, Mammalia, Primates, Cercopithecidae.